AUACCCGAGGAAACGAGCUCUGCGAAUCCUGAAGGCACCACUAGGUUCACUCUACUUUUAUGAUCAGACUUAAUGAUUCUGCCUGUUCCGGUUCACUUCACCAUGCGUUAUUUCUUGGUUUCAGUACGUCAACAAACCUGUUCAAAACUCCUCGUAUCAGGAGCGAACGAGUCACUAAUUCCAGGGCUGUCAUAAAUCAGUCUCAGUCUAGUUUGCAAUCCCGUCUGGAACGUCACUCGCGCUUACAAAAAGCAAGAGUUUGUUCUUUGAUACUAUCCAAGCUCGAGCUUGUCACCCGUCCCCCCCGCCGCUGUGGACAUGAACCGCUUCAUUCGAGAACGACCUGUAGCGGAAUAUGUCGACCCUUCCAAUGUCUCCUUCCGUGAAGGAGUCGAAGACCAGAGCUCUCUCUCAAGUUCAGAGGACGAUACUGCUGUCUAUUUGUUCUAUCCUGAUGCAAACAAGAUGGACACAGACAUCGACGACGACGGAAACAACUCCCUGACAUCACAGGCCUUGAAUGCAGAUGGCACGCCUAAACGUCCCAUGAAUGCGUUCAUGAUUUUUGCUCGCAGGAGACGACCCCAAGUCUCUGCGGAAAAUCAAUCAAUGCGGACAGGGGAUGUAAGCAAAGUCUUAAGUCGAGAAUGGAAUGCUAUGGACAUGUCCGAGAAGCAGUUCUACCUUGAUCAAGCCAAGCAGCUGAAGGAUAAUUUCAAUAUCAAGUAUCCAGAUUACGUUUAUAAACGGAGACCGAACAACAGCCGCAAAAAACGAAGAGCAGACUACACGGGCAUGGCUGGAGACUCUGCUUCAACCGUGGACUCCGUCGACGAUCAGUCUUCCAAUCCUGAGUACGGCGAGAUAUCUCCUGUCGAAUACCAUCAUGAUUCUCAAGAAAGAUAUGAGAGCAGUAGGCUAGAAGUCUGUACAUCCGCGGAGGCCACACAUGAUGCUUCCUACUCGCCUCCGGCGCAACCGUCGAGUCAUCAACCGGCUGAUUCGUCACCAUAUCAUCCCCAUAGUAGAAACGAUAUACGGUUGCCGUACCUAUCCUCUCACGGGAGCGUCACGCCUGAUGCCGUUAUGGGCCCAUCCUCAUCCGUACCUCGCGGAUCGACGAGUACUACUUAUUUCCCCCCCUUCGUGCAAGAUACAACCCAUGCCCCCUCAGCGUCUUACCUGCCAAGUCAGAGUGGAAGUGAGGGGCAGUGGCACCACUCCAGUCGUUCUAAUAGAGACGGUUUAGCAGGCAUGCCCGUCCAAUCUUGGUCACAGAGUGGUCCAGAACCAUCUUUACGCGCUGGAGACGACAUGCAUCGUCAGUACCAAGUAGCUCCAUCAUGGGGUUCCAGCCGCUCGGGGCCAUCAGCUUCGAACAAUCCAUCAGUUCAUUCCUCGAGCUAUGGAUUUCCCACGCUAAACUCCUUCUAUCCGUCUCAGAGCAGCUCCCACAACGUUUAUACAGCCCAACAAUCCCCGUCACAAAUGUCUGACGUUUCUCACCACUACGGUGUUGUUGACCACAGUCAAGGGAACUCAGCGGCACCUGUGCAAGAGGAUGCAUACCAUAACCAUCAAUAUUCCACAGUUUCUACCAUGUCAGCCGGAUAUCCGCAAGGCAGUGGCUCAACCAUGCAUCAAUACCACACGCAAUUUCGGAAUAUUCAUGCCUCGGCACCAUUGACACCUAUGCAGUCAAUGCCGCUAUGCUCGCACGCGUCAUCAAUGAACACAACUUCCACCGCUAGAUCGGGAACGGACUCUGCCUCUGAACCCCAGUAGUGUGUUGAACCUUGUCGAACAUUAGUAGACAUUGACGGAUGUUUUUUCGGCAGUAUAAAUGUCUGAUCAUACGUGGCUCCAUAUAUAUUGAAUUCAUCAUUUCCACUACUCAGUUUCAUACGGGGGGUUAUCAAGUUCAUUGUUUACUCAGCUUAUCUGUUAUUGCCUAGACCCUGUUCUCGUGCUCUUCGCAUAUCGUAUGUUUUUGCUUUGCUUUGAUUUGAUUUUUAGUACCUGCAUUGUACAUCACUGUCAAGUAUCUGACCGUUUAUAAUAAUUCUGCAACUCAAAUAGUGGGUUGAUCAUCGAUGAUUCCCGCCUUGCCCAAAAAGAAUCGGGAUGAUCGCUCCGUGA
Molecule: messenger RNA, 2139 nt
Organism: Suillus bovinus
Lineage: Eukaryota; Fungi; Basidiomycota; Agaricomycetes; Boletales; Suillaceae
Exons: 3
Coding region: 319-1785 (488 amino acids)
Biological process (GO): cell differentiation; regulation of transcription by RNA polymerase II; anatomical structure morphogenesis
Molecular function (GO): DNA-binding transcription factor activity, RNA polymerase II-specific; RNA polymerase II cis-regulatory region sequence-specific DNA binding
Source: RefSeq, a predicted model, not a curated record